Effrenium voratum is the source of this 825-nucleotide messenger RNA. The record is from the annotation of a GenBank genome assembly. Lineage: Eukaryota; Dinophyceae; Suessiales; Symbiodiniaceae.
AUGCUCCCUGAGGUCAGCGCAGGGACCAAGCGCGAGCCGCUGCAGAUCAUCGGCGCGGGCUUGGGGCGCACUGGCACCUCCUCCAUGGCAAUGGCCCUCACACGCUUAGGCUACCGACCUUAUCACUGGGUCGAGGGUAUGAUGCAGAUGGGCCACACUGGGCUUUGGGCGAGAUGGUACGAUGCCAUGCAUAGUGGUGACGAGGCGGGAGCAGACGCAGCUUUCCAGACGGUGGCAGAGGCGAUUGCGCAGAGUGGCUUCAAUGCGACCCUCGACUUUCCAGCGUGCAUGGCCUUCGAGUCCUUCAUGAAGAUGUAUCCCAAUGCCAAGGUGCUCUUGUCGGUGCGCUCUUCGGGACAGGCUUGGGCGGCUUCAGUCCUGAACGGGGUGAUCGACUUGUCCUGGGCUGCGCAGUUCGGAUUCUUCGGUCUCACCCAGCGGCUCCGAGACCUGAGGACAGUGAUCCUGGGGGGUUGGCCCCUGCUGGGCAUCCCCCCCAUGGGCCCUGGCGAUCUGCCAGACGGCCCCAUCCUGGAGAAGGUCCAUGACGACUGGGCGCGGCGGGUGAAGCGUGCCGUGCCAAAGGAGAAGCUGCUGGUCUUCGAGGCAAAGGACGGCUACGGGCCGCUAUGUCGAUUCCUGGACAUUUCCGAUGCUGACUGCCCCAAAGAGCCCUAUCCCCACAUGAACGCGAACGUUGACAGUUGGUGGGCGCGACGGUUUGGCUGGUUUGCGGUGACCUGCUGGAUCCCCAACACCAUGAUUUUGCUUUGCGCCCCUUUCUAUUGCUGCUGGCGCUGCCGUCGGAAGCAGAAGGCCGCCUAA